CGGCGACAGCUUCCGUACUCAGUCCAGCGGCUCAUCUCUUCAGAUCGAACAAUGUCUCUGGUUGCGAACGAGGAGUUCCAGCACAUUCUGCGUGUGCUCAACACUAACGUCGAUGGUAAGCAAAAGAUCAUGUUUGCCCUUACCUCCAUCAAGGGUAUUGGCAGGCGUCUGGCCAACAUUGUCUGCAAGAAAGCUGAUGUCGACAUGAACAAGAGGGCUGGUGAGUUAUCUGCAGCUGAGAUUGAUAACCUCAUGACUAUUGUUGCCAACCCAAAACAGUACAAGAUCCCAGACUGGUUCUUGAACAGACAGAAAGACUACAAGGAUGGAAAGUACUCUCAAGUUGUCUCCAAUGCCCUUGACAUGAAGCUCAGGGAUGACCUUGAACGUCUCAAGAAAAUCAGGAACCACCGUGGGCUGAGACACUACUGGGGUCUACGUGUUCGUGGACAACACACCAAGACAACUGGCCGCAGAGGAAAGACUGUUGGUGUGUCUAAGAAGCGUUAAGCUAAUGUUGGUGGCUGCAGCCUGCAGGUGGAUUGAAUCUUUGAUAAGGACUGUCUUUAAGUUAUUUGAACAAUUUUCCACAAAUCGAUUGUGUCGUUUAUGUCUUUAAGGACUGUUUUAUUACAUUAUAAGAUAAUAUUUUGUUUUUGGCUCUUUUAUCACUAAAGAGCUGUUUAUUCAGAACUGUUUCCAGAUUUGAUCAAAAUAAACUUGAUUCAGCUGAGUGUUAUGAAAUCUCUCAAUCGCCAG
Molecule: messenger RNA, 759 nt
Organism: Eruca vesicaria subsp. sativa (arugula)
Lineage: Eukaryota; Viridiplantae; Streptophyta; Magnoliopsida; Brassicales; Brassicaceae
Source: the annotation of a GenBank genome assembly